Molecule: messenger RNA, 2588 nt
Organism: Acipenser ruthenus (sterlet)
Lineage: Eukaryota; Metazoa; Chordata; Actinopteri; Acipenseriformes; Acipenseridae
Product: leukemia NUP98 fusion partner 1-like
Exons: 3
Coding region: 255-770 (171 amino acids)
Source: RefSeq, a predicted model, not a curated record
ACAGAUUAAAGGGGAUUGGCCUAUAUAUAAAGACGUUGCCAAGAGCUGUGAGAAUAUUUUUGGGUCUGCUUAAAACCACAGCAUACCAACAACCAACCAAACAAACAAACCAGGGGAAUUUAAUUGACACAGCCCCUUUCUGAGAGAGACGCCAGAGGAGACGAGCCGAGCAGUUGUUCCUCUUCUCAAGUGAGAUUAGCCAUUUUUUCUCUCUCCCGCUCUCACCCACCCUCAAACUGUUUUACUCUCCGCACAUGGAACAUGAGGAGGAUGAGGAUGUUAACUUUGCCAAGUGGAUGAGCAGCUUCUGGGGGCACAGCGGGCCAGACGAGGCAAAGAGGGAUCGCAGAGCCAGCUGGAGAAGGAAGCCCAGGGUGGAGACUGGGAGGAGAGCCUCUCUGCCCUGCCCGGCCCAGCUGUCUGCGAUGCACCUGACCAAGCUGCAGGUGUCCUCAAUGGGGCCAUCUCCAGUCUACCUGCAGAGCUGCAAGGAGCCCCGUGAGGAGAAUGAGUUCAGAGGCAACAUGAAAAUGCGCAGAGCUUCCUCUUCAGGAGAGACCCGCCAGAAAGCCUCAGUACCAGAGAACCGAAUCAGCACCAUCCACGAGCUGUCUGAAUCCUUCAAGGGGAGGCUCCGCUUCCACAGUCGACAAGCAGCUUCCCAGGGUGAAAACGAUGACCCCUGUGUGAUUUGUCAUGAUGAUCUCAAGUCUGACACUGUCACAGAACUCCACUGCAUGCAUAAGUUCCACAAAGAGGUACAUGUAUGAAACAGGAACAGAAAGCACCACAUGUAGUCUAAAACCAGAUUCAUAGUAAAGACUACCGGCUGGUUUCACAGACUGUGAUUAGCACUAAUCCUGGACUACCUAAUGUUACUUAAGGCAAGACUAGUGCUAAUCGUGGUCUGUGAAACCAGACGUAAAAGUAAAUAAAUUUAAAAGUUAAUCUUUCCUCGAUUUAUAAGGAAAAUUAUCAAUUAAAUUAUCAAUUUAAAGUGAAAGGAAGUUCUAAAUUAAAACAAAAAAUCUUUCAUCUUUUGUUAGUUGGUCACCAGCUUCCUGUAAGCAAGUGUUUUUGUGUGUGUAUCAUAAUUUGGUUGAGGUUUCCUGCUUGCUGGAAUCAUGGGAUUAUUAUCUAAUUACGUGUCUCUUAGGAGAUACAGCAAUUGAAAAAGAGUUUCUGGUAACUCGUCUCCCAGCAGCCUAUGCAAGCGACAAACAAUUACUGUGGCCCCUUAGUCAUGAAUAGUACCUAUUCUAUGAAUCUGAGACAAGCCGAGUAAAAGCAGGAUUUGCUGAACUAAUUUAUUAGAUUUUAGUCCAAUAAUAGUGCAGCACUCUAAGAUUCAGUGUUACACUUUGCAAUAGCUUGUCAUUGUUUUUUUCUACCUUAAGUUUUAUUAAAUAUAAUUAUGUCCAAAUGCACAUAUUGGCAAACCUAAUCUUGUUAAAUGUAUGUAUAUGUUACAGUGAAAGUGUGAAAUCCAGUGAUUGUAUAGAACCCCUAGUGAUUCUGUACUUCUUUCAUUUCUUUGUGUACUAUUGGGAGGAUCUCAUCCGGCCCAGGGGAUUUGUUUAUUUUAAGAGCUCCUAGUCCCUUUAACACUUCUGCCGCUGUUAUGCUAAAGUUAUUUAAAACUGGAUAGGAAUAGGUUAACAUGUGGGGCAUGUUGUCCAUAUCCUCCUUUGUAAAAAAUUGUGAAAAGUAAUCAUUUAAUAUAUUCGCUAUUUUUUCUCUUCAUCUAUGAUUUUGCCAUUUGUAUCUCUUAGACAUUUUACCUCCUCUUUGAAUGUUCUUUUGCUGUUAUAAUAUUGGAAACACUUUUUGGAAUUGGUUUUAACCCCCUUAGCAAUGCUCAAUUCUAUCUCUCUCUUGGCCUUUCUAACUUCCUAACUCUCUUGGCCUUUCUAACUUUAUGAGUUGUGUUUGCUGUUCCAAGUACUAUUUCUGUGUACUUUGUUCUUGGUCCCUUUUAAAUGCUCUGUAAAGUGCCUUUUUUCUCUGAAUAUUUUCUUUUUAAUUGAUCUAUUAAACCAUUUUGGCAAAUUUGUUUUAGAUUUAGAUUUGUCUACUUUUGGGAUGUAAUUGUGUAAUUGCCUUUAGUACUACUUUUUUAAAAAACAGCCAUCCUUUUUCUGGGGAUGUUUUCUCUAUUUUACUCCAGUGUACUUCUGUUAGUCUCUAUUUCAUACCUUCAUAGUUUGCCUUCCUAAACUUGUAAACCUUAGCUUUAGUCAUCACUUUUGGGGGUUUAAAAGCACUUCAAAUGAGACCAUGUUGUGGUCUGAGUUUGCCAAUGGUUCUCUGAAAGGCUGGAUUACAGCAAGUAAACCAAAGAUCAUAAUUAACUGGCAUUUUAUUUUUAAUGCAGAUUCAGAGUGGCUUGAUGUAAUCAAAAAAAAUAUAGUAAGCUCAGAGAAAAUGUAUCUGUGAAAUAACAAUGGGUCAGAAUUGUAAUUAGCACAAUGUUUUUUUCUUUCUGAAACACUAAUUACAAUUCUAAAAACAAUUACACGUAACAACAUUUUUACUUUCUAAAAUGAUUGUGCUGACGACAAUUUGCAGUAAAAACGUUUGAGAAUCUG